This is a messenger RNA of Periophthalmus magnuspinnatus, 1586 nucleotides long. It is a transcript of the gene prmt2, whose product is annotated as protein arginine methyltransferase 2. The record is from RefSeq and is a predicted model, not a curated record. Lineage: Eukaryota; Metazoa; Chordata; Actinopteri; Gobiiformes; Gobiidae. Gene Ontology annotation, molecular function: protein binding; protein-arginine N-methyltransferase activity. The transcript is spliced from 10 exons. Gene Ontology annotation, cellular component: nucleus. The coding region runs from base 158 to 1498 and encodes 446 amino acids. Gene Ontology annotation, biological process: peptidyl-arginine methylation.
GUCUCGUUUUUUUUUGACAUUCCGGAAAACGCGAACUUCUCAGUGUUUUGGUUCAUCUAAAGUUAUUAUUUUAACAUGUUUGCUUUUAUAUAUUCGUGAAUGUGCGUUGUUAUAGUGUUAGACCAAUGUGCACACGUGUAAAUAGUUAAACCUGGACAUGGAGGAGGCUGAAAAGGAGCCAAAGAAGGACGCGUCUGCAGAGGAGUUUGUGGCUCUGUCUGAUUUCACAGCCAGUGGUUCGGACCAGCUUUCUUUCCUGUGUGGGGACAGGCUGCUGGUCCAUGCAAGGCCUUGUGAGGACUGGUGGUGGGCUGAGUUGAGGGAGGACAUGGUGGGCUAUGUCCCGGCCAGUCACCUGCUCCAGUGCCGCAUCAGCACCAGAACCGACAGUCCCACCUUGGACACCGGACCUGUGCCCAGGGAGAAGGAGGAAGGCCUGGAAGACAAAGCUGAGCCCGGGGAGCAGGAAGAGGACCUAGAAGACCCCUGGCAGGAUGUGGAGUACUUUGGCAGCUAUGGAACCCUAAAGCUUCAUCUGGAGAUGCUGUCGGACCGUAGUCGUACCGAGGCCUACAGACAGGUGGUGCUAAACAACAGGGACUUUCUCAGGGACAAAGUGGUGAUGGACCUCGGCUGUGGCACUGGCAUCAUCAGCCUCUUCUGUGCCCAGCUCGCACAAACUGCCAAGGUAUAUGCGGUGGAGGCCAGCCCGAUAGUGGAGUACACGCGGCGCCUGGUCAGACAGAAUGACUGUGAGGACGUGGUCUGUGUGCUGCAGGGGAGAGCAGAGCAGGUCCAGCUGCCUCAGAGGGUGGAUGUUCUGCUGUCUGAGUGGAUGGGCAACUGUCUGCUGUUUGAGUUCAUGGUGGAGGCAGUGCUGCUGGCCCGACAGCGCUGGUUGGCAGAGGGAGGUGUGAUGUGGCCCUCUUCCGCAGCCCUGCUCCUGGUGCCCUGUCAGGCCCACAGCUUUUACACAGAGACGAUGACCUUCUGGGAGCGCCCCUACGGACUGGACUUCAGUCCACUGCAGCCAUUGGCGCAGCAGGAGUUCUUCACUAAACCAAAGUUCAGCCAUGUUCUGGAGCCACAGGACUGUCUGAGCACGCCCAGUGAGGUCCUCUUUCUCAACAUGUACACGCUCACGGUGCAGGACCUGGAGGAAAUGGAGGGACAGUUUGACUUCCUUGUGGACACACCGGGGGAUUUCCAUGGAUUCUGUGCCUGGUUCACUGUUGGAUUUGAGAGUCUGCAGCCCGGAGGAGAGGCAGUCCAGCUCGACACCGGACCCUUUUCUGAGCCGACACACUGGAAGCAGACCCUGUUCAUGCUGGACAGUCCCGUGAGUGUCCACCAGGGGGAGAGUAUUAGAGGGUCCAUUGUCUUGCGCAGAAACCCCACCUGGAGACGUCACUUGUCCAUCACUUUUGACUGGGUCCAUUACAGCCCCUCAGAGAACCAAUACAAGAUUGGAUCAAAGACAUUCCCUAUGUGGAGGUGACAUGACCAAAUGAUUCUGAGAUGCUUGUCACAGUGGUUCCCAAAGGACUCCAGUUUGGCAAAGGUCUUGUUGCACACUCGGCAGUGGU